GUGAUAUUCGCCCACUCUGCAAACCAAUCUGUCGCGCUGUACAUCCCUUCCAGAACAUCUUGGUGCUCACGGCGAAUGUGUGCAUUGCGACGAGUGGCCUUUGACAUUUAAAAAUAAAACAGCAUGAUAUCAUCAUGCCUAUGGAGGCUUUUGGUUCUUGCAGCUAUUCUUCAAUAUAUACAUCGGUCAGAAGCCAAUGGUGAGGAAAGCACUAACAGCGAUCAGGAGCCAUCGAGUGGCUCGACUGGUCAGCCAAGUGUACAGCCAGAAGACACUUUACCUUUGUUUCUGACGCCUUACAUUGAGCGGUGUGACUAUGACACUGCGAAAACCAAAAGCAAAGUAGAAUUUUUUCAAUAUAUGGCGAACGUAUCAGCGUAUUCUGGUUUGAUCACAGUGAAUAAGACGUAUAACAGCAGCCUGUUCUUCCUCUUCCUAGUCGCAGAGGGGAACUCGAGUACCGCACCUAUUCUGCUGUGGACCCAAGGUGGCCCGGGCUUGUCAUCCCUGUUUGGUCAGUUUCUGGAAAAUGGUCCUAUCGCUUUUGAUGGAAAACCAAAUGUCUCAAUAAGGACGAAUACGCUACAAAAGAACAUGAGCAUCAUAUAUCUCGACGUGCCAAUCGGCAGCGGUUUCAGCUUCACAGAUGUCCCGGACGGUUACUCGACAAGCUUGGAAGACAUUACCAGGGAUGUCAUGGAAUUCUUGAAGCAAUUUUUUGAUCUUUUUUACGAGUAUCAAAAUCGGGACUUCUACCUCGCUGGAGAAUCUUAUGGAGGUUUGUACCACGAUCUUUUUUUUUUCGCAUUGUUGAAUGACUCAGUGGUUCAUUGGGUUUGACGCGCCAAAGCAACACUGGAGCAACCAGGCGAC
Molecule: messenger RNA, 873 nt
Organism: Dermacentor silvarum
Lineage: Eukaryota; Metazoa; Arthropoda; Arachnida; Ixodida; Ixodidae
Product: venom serine carboxypeptidase-like
Exons: 5
Coding region: 124-840 (238 amino acids)
Biological process (GO): proteolysis
Molecular function (GO): serine-type carboxypeptidase activity
Source: RefSeq, a predicted model, not a curated record